AAAUAAGAAUGAAAAUCUAGAGCCAUGAGGUCAAUCACCUGCUUCCGAUGCCUAUCCAAGUGUUCGAAGUAACAAAAUCUUCGAUAUUCGCGGUAAUUUAAUAUUCCAUGCCCGCUCGACGGGUAUAAUCUGCAAUGCUUUCCUCAUCCCUGUAAGCUAUUCUCUCUAUCUGUUGUAUGUUCGCUGUUUUUUUUUUCUGAAAUAAUGAUUCGAGCUGAUUUAAAUCUGUAAUUUGUGGUAAAUAUGUGAUAAUAUGUUGAUGAAAAUGUUAUCUAUGAGCUCCGCCUUGGGGAUCUGGGAAUUGUGGCGUGGAUUUUGGAGUCCGAAAUCUAAAAUUUGAAUUCUCUUGUCCAAUUGUAUAUUUGUAUGAUACUUAAGCUUUCAUGAAAUGCGAAUUUUCACUGGCAUUGAUGAUUGUUUGCAGUUUAUGCAAGUAUGAAUUAUUUUCUGCUCUUCAAUUUGUUCCUCAGCUGUAAAUUUAUGCUCAUAAUAUUUUAGGACUUUCAAAUAUUAGGUUUAUUGCAGUUUCAGAUUUUUGUUGGUAAGAAAUGAUUUAAAUAUAUCACUAAAAUAAAUAAGGAAGUAGACAAUGGAUGAAUGGGUUUUGUUGACAAUAACAAUGAUGGUGCACAAUGGCUUUCUUGCCAGGAAACUUUCGGCUUCUCAACUUCCUAUCAAUUCUAUACGUCGAACUCUUCUGUCGUCUCAUUCUCAUCAUGUAAUUGAAUGUGCACGUAUUAAACCAAGCAAAACAUAUAAAAUCCUAGGUUCAUCUCUUUUGAAGAGCGUAUCUCCAUUCAUUGGCCUUGGCCUUGCUAGUUCCUCAAAGGGACCAUACUCCUGCAAAGCAAUGUAUACAGGUACAUACCAGGGGGAGACGCCUGAAGUAGAGGAAUCUUGGAAAGAGCAAGUUAUGUCUGAUUUGCCCAUGGAGCAAGUUUUAAGUGAAGUUAUUCGAGCAGAAAAUAAUGGUAAUUCAGUAGAAAUUUCUGACUACGAGGAUGAUAAGGAAAUCCAGAGAAGAAGGAAAAUCGGUCUAGCAAACAAAGGAAAAGUGCCAUGGAACAAAGGAAGGAAACACAGCGAAGGAACUCGUGAGAGAAUCAAACAGAGAACAAAAGAAGCCUUGAAAGACCCCAAGGUUAGAAAGAAGAUGUCCGAAUAUCCUCGUUCUCUCAGCUAUCAAACCAAAGCAAGAAUACGCUCAUCACUGAGAAAGCUAUGGGGGAAACGGUUACAAUGGAAAAGGUCGAGGGAAAAUUUGUUGCAGGCAUGGGCUGAAAGUAUUGCAAAUGCUGCUAAGAUUGGUGGGAUUGAACAACAAGAACUAGAUUGGGAUAGCUAUCACAAGAUUAAAAGAGAGAUUGCCCUUAAACAGCUUCAGCAGGCUACAGAAAAAGCAAAGGCAAAAGAAAUGGCACGCAUUCAAGCAGAGAGAGCAUCACAAGCAAAAGCAGAAAAGACGGCAAAGCUUACUCAGAAGAAAAAAGAGCGGGAAGAGAAUGCAAAACAUAGAGCAGAACUGAAUAAGAAAAGAAACAAAAAAUCGAAGGAAGAAAAAGAACAGUUGGCUGUUUCUCAUGAGCUGAAACUCAGGGAGAGACUAAUCAAGAUCCACAGAAAGAAAUCUGCAGUUAGCCGAGUAAGCAGUCAACAGAAACGACCUUGGGAGAAAUUUGACAUAGCCGUCAUGAAAAAAGAACAAUUGCAGAAGGAAAUUUCACUGGCAGAUCAGAUUCGUUUUGCUAAGAGUAGAAGAGCUGAAUAUGCAACCCAAGAAGCUUUGGAUACUUAGUUCUCGAAGUGAGUUCGAUAAGGGUACAUCAAAAUCAAGAGCCAAUGCAGCUGCAAAUGGAACAUUUGAUUAAUUUGACACGUGCUAGAUUGUUUCUUAAAACGAACAUCGUCACUCAUACAGCAAGAUCAUUGGAUCGAGUAGUUCAAAUUUGCUUGUAAAAAACGUACUGAUGCUAAAUUUUUGAGUUUGUUCUGUUUCUUGAACUA
Molecule: messenger RNA, 2004 nt
Organism: Olea europaea var. sylvestris
Lineage: Eukaryota; Viridiplantae; Streptophyta; Magnoliopsida; Lamiales; Oleaceae
Product: trichohyalin-like
Exons: 5
Coding region: 590-1795 (401 amino acids)
Molecular function (GO): DNA binding
Source: RefSeq, a predicted model, not a curated record